UGCCAAUUUUAGGAAUUCCACAAUUUAUAUUUUUCCACCAACAAUUUACAGGUGAUCAACAAAGAGGUUUCUUCAAAUAUGAAGUUGUUUAGCUGGAUGCAAAAUAAGUUCAAUGGUGGUGGGCAAUUAGGGAAAAAAGUUCAAACCAAAAAUCAGGCAAAUCAAGAACGUCCUCGAAACGAAGAAUUCAACGGUUGGCCUGAUUCAUUACUAGCCAUUGGAACUUUUGGUGCCAGCAGCAGUUCUCUAAAUGCAAAAUCAGAGACCACCGAAAACAUACAAAAUCAAAAUGAUAAUGAAAUCUUAGAGGACACAAAUUAUUACAAUGAGCAAAGUUCCUCUCUGGAUUUAACAGAAUUCACACCUGAAGAAGUUGGCAAAUUACAAAAAGAACUAACAAAACUACUAUCAAAAAAACCGGCGGCUGCGGCUAAAUUAGCAGCAGCCGAAGGUAGACAAGAUGGUAAUCUCCCAUUGGACAGAUUCCUGAAUUGCCCGUCAAGUUUGGAAGUCGAUCGAAGGACUUCCAGCAGAUUUAGCAGUACCAAUUCGGAGAUUUAUGAAAAUCUUGAUGAGCAAGAAAUUGAUAGGACUAUUAGAGCAAUUAUUGGGAGAUGCAAGGACCAUGUUUGCAAGACCAAUAAUAAAAAGACAGUAAAUGGGAUGAAAUCAGUUUCCUUUCUUCUCAAAAAAAUGUUCGUUUGCUCAAGUGGUUUUACACCUACUCCUAAUUUGUAUGACGCAUUUCCGGAAUCGAGAAUGGAGAAGCUUUUAAGGACAAUACUUUCAAAGAAAAUAAUCCCUCAAAGUAGCUCUAGAAUAUCAACAAAGAGAUAUUUAGAGGAGCGAUGUGCACCAAAGGAAGAAACAGAAGAGAAAAAACGAGAGAAAACUUGUGAUGGAUCUAAAUGGGUCAAAACCGAUUCGGAUUUUAUUGUUCUGGAAAUUUGAUAGGCCUCUCCUCUUGGGUAAAUAAAUGGGAUGUUCAAACAAUACUCUUUUUAUUUUUUUUUGGCAGGAUACUUCUUCUUUUUUCCCCCUAUUUUUCCAUGGUUGUAUUAAUCCACACAAUUGAUGCAACACAUGUGUAAUACUGAAGAAUCUUGCGUUUUGUAAUAAUUUUUUUUCCGAGAUGUCUAGUUAAAAAGAAUAA
Messenger RNA from Solanum dulcamara, 1153 nucleotides. Its product is annotated as protein NEGATIVE GRAVITROPIC RESPONSE OF ROOTS-like. The record is from RefSeq and is a predicted model, not a curated record. Lineage: Eukaryota; Viridiplantae; Streptophyta; Magnoliopsida; Solanales; Solanaceae. Gene Ontology annotation, biological process: gravitropism; regulation of growth. The transcript has 5 exons. The coding region runs from base 79 to 951 and encodes 290 amino acids.